Messenger RNA from Maudiozyma barnettii, 1449 nucleotides. Its product is annotated as cation diffusion facilitator family transporter. Lineage: Eukaryota; Fungi; Ascomycota; Saccharomycetes; Saccharomycetales; Saccharomycetaceae. The transcript has a single exon. Gene Ontology annotation, cellular component: membrane. Gene Ontology annotation, molecular function: monoatomic cation transmembrane transporter activity. Bases 1 to 1449 code for a protein of 482 amino acids. The record is from RefSeq and is a predicted model, not a curated record. Gene Ontology annotation, biological process: monoatomic cation transport; transmembrane transport.
AUGUUUAGACUGCCAGCUGUUACAGCAAGAAACUAUGUAUCUCUACAUAUAACGUCAUCUCGUUCGACUACCACCAAUAGAGUGAUCCGUAUUUCGUUAGUGAAUAGAUUUCAUAAUGGAUCAUCGAUUUGGAAUCAAGGAAAGAUUACUUCUAAAACAAUCAUCAAAGGUAAAACUCUAGACCAAACGAAACAGGAAAUACAAAAGGAGAAAUUUUCAGAUAUUUUUAAUACCAACGAUCAUGAACAUGUUCAUCUUCAAGAAUCAGAGACGGAAACUAGUGAUAGUUAUCAUUUGGGAGCCAAGGAUCGUAAGACAGACAAUACCGGUAUAUCUGCGGGUCGUCUCACACAUACUCAUAAUCACACACAUUCACACUUGGAACCUAAUGAAAUGUUAGUAGCGAGUCUACAUGAGAUUAGAAAAAAUGCAGGCGUUAGAAUUACAUGGGUGGGACUCAUGAUUAAUGUCGGUAUAGCUCUAGGGAAAUUUGUUGGUGGGAUAGUAUUCCAUUCACAAGCAUUAUUAGCUGAUUCUAUUCAUGCUGCAAGUGAUCUUAUAUCGGAUAUAUUGACAUUAGUAUCAGUUAACAUGGCUUCAAAAAAACCAACAAGUGAAUUUCCUUACGGAUAUGGGAAAAUUGAAACUGUAGGUUCCUUAGCAGUAUCCACUAUCCUAACCAUGGCAGGUGUUUCCAUUGGUUGGACCUCAUUAUGUGCAGUUGUUGGGCCAAUUGUUCCGCAUACUAUUAUUGAGACAGUAACCUCAUUCUUAGGUACACAACAUGCACAUUCACAUUCACAUACCAUGAUACCUGAAGGUGUUACUAACAUAAAUGCGGCCUGGAUCGCUGGUGGUUCUAUAGCAUUAAAAGAAUGGAUUUUCCAGGCAACGAAAAAGAUUGCAAUAAAGACAAACUCUAAUGUUUUGAUGGCAAACGCAUGGCAUCAUCGGGUAGAUUCUCUAACCUCAUUUGUAGCGUUGAUUGCCAUCACUUCUAGUCAUUUCUUCGGCAUUAGUUCAUUAGAUGCUCUUGGUGGUCUUGCAGUUUCAGGUUUAGUCAUCAAGGCAGGUGGACAAGGUAUGGUUUCUUCUUUGAAAGAGCUGAUUGAUCAAUCCAUUGCUCAUGAAGACGAACGUUAUAUCAAGAUAGAGACGGUUAUAAAAGAUGGUCUGAAUAAGCUUGUCUCUGAUAACAAUUCUGAUAAGCCAUAUGAGGUUAAUGAAUUGACAGUGCUUGCAAGUGGUCCAAACACUCGUAUACAUGCAAUCUUACAAGCACCUAUACAAAAGUGGGAUAAUUUACUUGGGAUCAAAGAGAUGGAAAAUGUUUCUGAUUAUUUAAGAACGGUUAUUAAGAAGAACGUUAGCAAUGUGGGUAAAAUAGAAUUCGAGUUUAUAGAACAACACAAACAUAUCGAUAUUGAUAAGAAGAACGUUGCCAAAUAA